Messenger RNA from Ruditapes philippinarum (Manila clam), 549 nucleotides. RefSeq lists its product as uncharacterized. The transcript is spliced from 3 exons. NCBI's taxonomy places the organism in Eukaryota, Metazoa, Mollusca, Bivalvia, Venerida, Veneridae. The record is from RefSeq and is a predicted model, not a curated record. Bases 1 to 519 code for a protein of 172 amino acids.
AUGGAUAAAACAGCCUUUCUCAUUGGUUGUUCUUUAUAUAGGUCAGAGGUCAUUUUUGUCAGAAACAAUGUCAACGGCCCAAAACCAUACUACACUGCUAAUUACAUAGGUAAUGGUGUAGCCGGUAUCCAUGAGCAUGCUAGUAACAGCAGAACUGUUGGUAUGGGAGAAUUAAAUUUUGUUCUCAAUGGUGUAGAAUUCCGAACAAGACAUAACGACUACAGACUGCGCAUGCCUGUAAAAAAUGACACGACAUAUAACAAAGUAGUAGAUAUACCAUACCCUGAUGUACCACCACAGGUUCUUGCCAAGAAAACUAUCGCCGAACAGAUAACUGAAAUGCAAGAAUGGUUCAAAGGUUACUGUGUACUUCUGCUACUGUUCUAUUUUUUUAAUUUGUAUAUAUUGAGCUGUAAAUUCUUUCCCGUAAAAUGCAUGUUAUUUGAAUUCCGAAUGUAUAAUGGAAUAGCAUUUGAUAGUAGCUGUAUAGAAGACAAGAAAUUGUAUGAAAGUAAAUGAUGACACUAAAUAAGUUAUUGAUUCAUUUUG